This is a messenger RNA of Lichtheimia ornata, 1293 nucleotides long. RefSeq lists its product as uncharacterized. The transcript has 2 exons. Gene Ontology annotation, molecular function: DNA-binding transcription factor activity, RNA polymerase II-specific; zinc ion binding. The record is from RefSeq and is a predicted model, not a curated record. Bases 1 to 1293 code for a protein of 430 amino acids. Gene Ontology annotation, biological process: regulation of DNA-templated transcription. NCBI's taxonomy places the organism in Eukaryota, Fungi, Mucoromycota, Mucoromycetes, Mucorales, Lichtheimiaceae.
AUGAUGCAACAAACUUCUAUCCUGGAUACCAGCUGCGAUUUCUUUUGCGACAGCAACAAUAAUGAAGACGUGUCAUUUAUGCACCAGGAAGAAGAGAAGGGAUACCAGGAUCACCCAAAACCAUCGAUCCAGACAAUGUUCAAAUAUGCACCUCCACCGGAUUUGACCACCCCAGAAGACAAUGAAUUGACGAAUUUUGAUUGCAUGAAUAAUGCAUUAUCGCCACACAUGUCGUCGUAUCUGCAAUACCUCAAAGAUCCUGCAUCAAUGCCUACCUUGGAUACACUUGAAUGGCCAUCCAUCCCCCAAACUCAAGAAUGGGUAGACAUGGGCAUCAUGGACAAUGGUGCUCAUGAUUUGCCAUUCUACAACGAUAGCAACCCACUCAUUCAAGACAACCUACAAGUACCAUCCGACAUCUGGUUACAUGCGCCAUUCGAUAAUUGCAUCGUACCUCCUCCACAGCAGGAUCAUAGGGUAUCCAUUUCUUCGCCCCUCGACCCAUGCUUGUAUGAUACCAUAACCCACAAUACCAGUAAUGGGAUGACGCAUGAAUACGUUAGCCUCAGUGAUAUCAAUUCAUUUGUUGUUGAAACGGAUUCACAAAAGAAUACUACAACGUCAAUGCAUCCUUCAUAUUCGACACCCGAAAACCUUCAGCUUCUUGGUAAUAUGGAUGAACAAUGUCAAGAGGAUGAUGAAUCAGCCGCAAUUUACCCCUGGCUUGGAUUGGCCAGCUAUGCAUCGGUUCCUGUGUCAUUGAAUCAACUGGAUUCUGAUACCGAGUCCUCAUCCACAAGCUCGGAUCCAAUCUUUAAGGCUGCUGCUGGCUUGGCUUCCAGCUAUAAUCCCAUCCCAAAACAAUCAUCAUCAUCAUCAUCCACUGUAGCCAAUAAGAGGAAAAAGAAGGCAUACAAAUCGAGACAACAGCAUCGCGUCAUGAAAAGGUCACCUGAUAGCAUUAGCACACUCUUGGCUCGGCAAUGUAUCACGCCCUCUGAGGAUCUCGAUAACGAUGAUGGAGACUACUACGAAGACGACGACGCUAGUGAUCAAAGCUUUCAAUUAUCCCAUACGAGUUCGCAAGCAAGGUCGUUGGUGAGCCGUAAAGGACGUAAUGUGGAUAAAGCGUGUAACCAUUGCAAACGAUCACAUCUUCGGUGUGACAACAUGCGACCUUGCCGUCGUUGUGUAGCCACUGGCAAAGUGGGAUGCAAAGAUGUGGAACACAAACCCCGUGGAAGACCAAGAUUAAACAAGAACCUCGCCGUCAAAUCGAGAAAGGCAGCCUAA